This is a messenger RNA of Bubalus bubalis (water buffalo), 3449 nucleotides long. RefSeq names its product double zinc ribbon and ankyrin repeat domains 1 (gene DZANK1). Gene Ontology annotation, molecular function: protein binding. Gene Ontology annotation, biological process: eye photoreceptor cell development. The coding region runs from base 195 to 2525 and encodes 776 amino acids. The record is from RefSeq and is a predicted model, not a curated record. The transcript has 22 exons. Lineage: Eukaryota; Metazoa; Chordata; Mammalia; Artiodactyla; Bovidae.
CCGGUGGGCGGGGCGCGGCUCGCAGCGUCUUGGUAACCCGUACCGCCGCAGUGAAGGAGAGGACCAAGGGCGGUGAGCGGUGGGCUGCCUCGGUGGGGGCUGCGGAGCUUUCACAGGCACGAACCAACUGAUGACAACUGCAGGACUUUGAACAUGGAGCUUUCCCAAGGGAGCUGGCUCUAAAUGAACAUUUCAUGCUACAUACAAAGUUACUUCUGUUCCUCUUGUGUGUUGUCUUGCCUGAAGUCAAGAGAGGUGGUGUACUAAAAAGAGGAGGGAAAAUGACAGCUGGUUCAGUGUGUGUCCCUCAAAUCAUACCCCUGCGGGUGCCUCAGCCCGGAAAAGCCAACCAUGAAAUUGAUAACAAUACGCUUUUGGAAAUGAAAUCAGACACCCCGGAUGUCAACAUAUAUUAUACUCUGGAUGGCAGCAAACCUGAAUUCCAAAAGAAAAUUGGUUAUGGUGAAAACACUACCUUUAAGUAUACGAAGCCUAUUACCCUGCCUGAUGGAAAAAUACAAGUUAAAGCUAUCGCAGUCACUAAAGACUGCAGAGAGAGUGCCAUUGUCACAAAGGUGUUUCAGGUGGACUCUGUUCCACCAGAUCCAGUCUCUCCAGAAGACACUGUGGAAAAUGCUCUCAAGGACCCUCCGAAGCAGGAACUGAAAAAUGGAUUUGUUGAAUCAAAAGGAAGGAAGAAAUAUAAGAAUCCUGAAAGUAAACUGGGUUGGAAUGUUAACCUUGGAAAGUUUCCAGACAUGGGUGAAAGAAGCGACCCUAAAACAUUGAAAGACCUUCGCUUCUCAGAGAGUCCGCGGGAAGCCCCAACUUUCCGUGAUGAAUUGGGCUCUAGACCAGCCCCCCAGCAGCCCCAGUUCCCUGGGUUUGCACACAUAACUGGCCAGAAGAGCUUGACAAGCACAGAGAUCAUGAGGAUUCACAGGGAGACAGACUUUCUCAAGUGUGCCCGCUGCCUGGUGGCCCGCCCGUCGGACCCCUUUGCUCGCUACUGUCUGGAAUGUGGCUCCUCUGUGCCGCCCAUCUUCGGCUGCCGUCUGCCGCCCCCAGAAGGAGCUCAGACCAACCUGGCCUCCUCCUUCAUGCAGAUGGGCUUGUGCGCGGAGUGUGAGAACGUGGUGCCCCUGAACACACCCAUCUGUGUGGUCUGUGAGGCUCCCCUGGCACCACAGCUGCGGCCACAGGCCAGCUUCCGCCUGAAGGAGAGAGUGAUCUGCCGCGACUGCGGCACCGGGAACCCGGCUCAGCUGAGAUACUGCGUCUCCUGCGAGGGGACCCUGCCGUCCUCGCCACAAGAGCCUAGUGUUCCGACUUGCUACUCAGUUUGCUUUAAAUGUGGGGCCAGCAAUCACCCAUCUGCUCGCUUCUGUGGCUCCUGUGGCCUUUAUGUGAGGUCCUUGGCACGACCCUACGUGGAGAGCAGCCUGGCUCCAGCUGCUGGAGAACUUGGCCUGUUUGCUGAGCCUCGACCUGUCUGGCAGCCCCUAACCGUUCCUCUGCCCAGGCCUGAUGCUGGACCUAAGAGGGAUGUGGGCACACAGACCACCGGCCUGUUCUACCCGUCGGGGACCCUCCUGGCAAAAAAGGAGCUGGAGGUGGCUUCCCAGAAGCAGAGGCAGGAGAAGACGAGUGACCACAAGCCUCUCCUCACAGCCGUCAGCCCAGGGAGAGGAUACUGGAGAAAGCAGGUGGACCACAUCUCCGCGCACCUCCGGUCUUAUGCUCAGAACAACCCUGAAUUCCGAGCCUUGAUUGCAGAACCCAGGAUGGGAAAGCUCAUCUCUGCUACUGUUCAUGAGGAUGGAUAUGAAGUCAGCAUCAGGCUGAAUUAUAUUCAAGUCUCAAACAAGAACUUUUACCUGAACAAGGCGAUGAAUUUCAGCGACCACUUCCUGAGCAGCAUCACUGAGGGUGGGAACGGGCUAUUCGGCAGCGGGUCCAGCUUGGUGAGCGACUACAGCCAGGGCGCUCCUGACACCGAGGAGAAAGUCACCAGGACCAAGAAUUUCAAGACCAAACCCUUUCAAGAGAAGAAGCAGCAGCUUUCGCCUGAAGACAGGCUUCUGCUGAAGGAGGUCGGACCCGCAGGGGAGGGAAGAGCAUCUGUGAUGGAGCAGCUGCUAGAUGAGGGAGCCGACCCCAACUGCAGUGACAACCAAGACCGGCCUGUCCUGAGCCUGGCGGCCAUGAACCAACACCACGAAGCCAUCCCGGUUCUCGUGCAGAGAGGAGCGGACGUGGACCAGCAGUGGGGCCCCCAUGACUCCCACCUUCCAUCACUCCUGCCACCUCUGAUCAGGAGCCUUUCGCUCCAAAAUACAGCUCUUCAUGAAGCAACUCUGCUUGGCCGGGCAGGAAGGGAGUGCAUCGCUGCCUUACUGGGAUGCAACGCCAGCGUCCAGAAGAAGAAUGCGAGAGGCCAGACGGCAUACGACCUGGCCCUGGAAAGUGGGGAUGAGCCCAUCACCUCGCUCUUUGCUGCUAAGCUUGGCCUGGAUGAACGCUAAGCCUGAGAGCCCCAUGGGCAUCAUUCAGAGAAGUCACCCAGCUCCGGCUGUGCUGUGUUCGCUUCCUUCCAAAUGCGUAUUUGAGGUUUGGAAAUCGAGCUUGAGAGCCACUCAUAAGAUUUUAAAAAUUAUGUGACAGUGUAAGCCACCCAUGCCCACACUCCCUGAGUAUUUCCCCAAACGCCCUGGAUCCUGAUGAACCUAGUGUACACUAGUGGUGUGUUGCUGCUUGUCUUUGAAUUUGCUCUUGAAUCUUAAUUUAUUUCUCAGUACACAGUAAUUGCAUACUGUUGUUGUUCAGUCUUUAAGUCAUGUCCAACUCUUUGUGACCCAGUGGACUGUAGCAUGCCUGGUUCCUCUGUCCUUCACUCUCUCCCCGAGUUUACUCAGAUUCGCGUCCCUUGAGUCGGUGAUGCUAUCUCACCAUCUCCUCCUCUGCCACCCCCUUCUCCUUUUGCCUUCAGUCUUUCCCGGUCUUUUCCAAAAAUUGCAUAUGGUUCUAAGCAAAGAAGUGUAAAAUCUCGUGAAGUCUCCCUCCCACCCCCGCGCCAUGACCACUCACGCCCCUCCUCACACCACCAGUGACCUCCGUGUCAGUUGUGUGUUUCCAGAAGUAGCAUAGGAUUAUAUAAGCAAAGUGUAUGUCGUAUGUGUAUGUGUUCGUGUAGAGUACACGUAAACGUUAAGUGAAAGUAACACACUUAUAUUCUGUCCCCUCUUCUAAGACAAAUAGUGGGAAACCACAUACUGCUCUGCAUGUUAUUUGCUUAAUAUAUCUAGUAAAUUGGUUCCAAAUUAGUACAUAAAGAUUGAGCUUAUUAGAGUCUUUCCCUAUGAAGCUGAACUCAUCACUAUUCGUAUUGUUAUGGCUUGUUCUCUGGUUGACAGGUAAGCUUCAAAUAAACCAGUUACAGGAAUGUGAAA